AUGACAAUAGAUCCCGCUAGUGAAGUAUCAACAAAAGAGUUCUUGGAGGCAUUCCAAAAGCUGAAAGAAGGAGAAGAAACGGCGGACCGAAUGGAAAAGAUGUUGAAUAAACUGGAGGGGAACAUUGAAGCGCUUUUAGCAGCAGCAGAGGAGUUAAACAAGUCAGAUAAAGCAACAAACUCCAAUAUUGAACCAUCUGCCUAA
Molecule: messenger RNA, 204 nt
Organism: Eremothecium gossypii ATCC 10895
Lineage: Eukaryota; Fungi; Ascomycota; Saccharomycetes; Saccharomycetales; Saccharomycetaceae
Product: ADL003W-Ap
Exons: 1
Coding region: 1-204 (67 amino acids)
Source: RefSeq, marked provisional